Lepisosteus oculatus (spotted gar) is the source of this 4289-nucleotide messenger RNA. RefSeq names its product cadherin 11, type 2, OB-cadherin (osteoblast) (gene cdh11). Lineage: Eukaryota; Metazoa; Chordata; Actinopteri; Semionotiformes; Lepisosteidae. Gene Ontology annotation, cellular component: plasma membrane; adherens junction; catenin complex. Gene Ontology annotation, molecular function: cadherin binding; calcium ion binding. Gene Ontology annotation, biological process: cell-cell junction assembly; multicellular organism development; cell-cell adhesion mediated by cadherin. The record is from RefSeq and is a predicted model, not a curated record.
CAUCUGGAAACGUUAAAAAAAAAGGGGGCAGACUCUACUUAGUCAUCAACGCCAGAGCACAACUGCUUGCAUUACAUUGCAAUGAGCUUCCUUUCGUUUUGCAGAAGAGGAGAAGAAGACGCGUACUAGGGAAGGCUGCACAGGAUUGAUCGGGGAUGCUACAAUUCUGUUCCUCUGCCCUAUCUCGCCUUUAGCGCCUUCUCGCCCGUUUUGUUUUAGCUAGAUCUGUCUGUACAUCUCUCGCACAGAAGACAAGCCCGUUAACUGGAGUGUUAAUACAGACUGAUGGUGUAGGAUUUUUCUUACCGUGUCAUAGAGAGGUAGUCACAGCUGUAGUUGCUAAUGGGACUGCUUGUUUUAACACAGAGGUGACAGAACGCAAUCUGGCAGUUUAUAAAGAGCGAGGUUUGGAAAAGUGCACCGAGAAACAGAACGUGGGAGAGAAGAGAGCUGAGAUGAACCACAGAGAAGGCUUUGGAUUUCAGGAGUGAGGUUUGGGUUUGAGUGUGCAGCAGUAGCAGCAGGAUUGGAACUCGCCUUCAAGAGUCUAUCAGUUUCCCAGGGACACGUACUCAGAGAGAAAAUCAACAGAAGGAUGUGGGAAGGCCUUGGUCUCCAGGUGUUUCUUAUGUGCUUGAGCGUGGCAGUUUGCAGCCAUGCAUCUGCACCUUUUGAGCACAGUCAUCACCGACGACUUUCAAUGCAAAGACACCGAGAAAGGGGAAAAGAGGGCCAGGUUCUCCACAGAUCCAAGAGAGGCUGGGUUUGGAAUCAGUUCUUUGUCAUCGAGGAGUACACCGGACCAGAUCCCGUACUAGUGGGCAGGCUGCAUUCAGAUGUUGAUGCUGGUGAUGGGACAAUCAAGUACAUCCUUUCAGGGGAAGGCGCAGGGACCAUUUUUGUUAUUGAUGACAAAACAGGAAAUAUCCAUGCUACAAAGACUCUAGACCGCGAGGAGCAAGCUCAGUACACAUUGACAGCCCAGGCAGUUGAUCGUGACACCAACAAGCCACUGGAGCCUCCCUCUGAGUUUAUUGUCAAGGUGCAGGACAUCAAUGACAACCCACCACAAUUCUUAUAUGGCCCCUAUCAUGCUACAGUACCUGAGAAUUCCAAUGUUGGUACUUCAGUAAUACAGGUAACAGCUUCUGAUGCAGAUGACCCCACCUAUGGAAAUAGUGCAAAAUUAGUGUACAGCAUAUUGGAGGGGCAGCCUUACUUCUCCGUUGAGCCACAGACAGGGAUUAUCAGGACAGCACUCCCCAACAUGGACAGAGAGGCACGUCAGGAAUUCAAUGUUGUUAUCCAAGCCAAGGACAUGGGUGGACAUAUGGGAGGCUUGUCAGGGACAACAAAAGUGACAAUCACUCUGACAGAUGUCAAUGACAACCCACCCAAGUUUCCUCAGAGUGUAUAUACUAUGUCUGUUUCGGAGAAUGCAGUUCCUGGUGAAGAGGUGGGCAGAAUUAAGGCAAAAGAUCCUGAUCUGGGAGAGAAUGGAUUGGUUUCAUAUCGCCUGAUUGAUGAGGAUAAGUUUGGCAAUUUUGAAAUCACUACUGAUUCCCAGACUCGGGAGGCUGUACUGAAACUCAGAAAGCCUGUAGACUAUGAGACCAAAAGGGAUUAUAUCCUUAGGGUGGAGGCAUCAAAUCUACACUUGGAUCCACGUUUUAUGAGCAACGGUCCAUACAAAGAUACAGCAACUGUAAAAGUUAAGGUGGAGGAUGCAAAUGAGCCCCCUGUUUUCAAACAUCCUAACUACAUCCUAGAGGUAGAAGAAAACUCUCCUGCUGGCACAGUCGUGGGACGUGUUCAUGCUGAAGACACAGAUGCUGCCAAAGUUCCUAUUAACUAUCUAAUUGAUCGCCACACUGACCUUGAGAAGUACUUCAGCAUUAAUUCUGAAGAUGGUAUCAUUAGGACAACGAGACCACUCGACCGAGAGCUCAUGCCUUGGCACAAUAUUUCUGUUACAGCCUUUGAAACUGAUUCACAUGACUUUGAACAAAAAGCCAAAGCUCAUGUUGCCAUUAAGGUUAAAGAUGUUAAUGACAAUGCCCCAGAAUUUGCCACCCAGUAUGAAACAUUUGUUUGUGAGAACACCCCAGCUGGUAAGCUUAUUCAGACAAUCAGUGCUGUGGACAAGGAUGAAAUGAGCAUCAGACAGCACCUACGUUUCAGUAUUGCUCCAGAGGCUAGUAACAACCAGAAUUUCACCCUUAGAAAUAACAGAGAUAACACAGCAAACAUCUAUUUGAGCCGUAAAGGCUUCAGCCGACAGACACAGGAUCUCUUUCUUCUGCCGAUUGAGAUCUCUGACAAUGGUAACCCCUCACUGAGCAGCACCAACACCUUGACUAUCCGUGUUUGUGGAUGUGACAGCGAUGGAACAGUGUUAUCUUGCAAUGCAGAGCCCCACAUCCUACCUGCAGGACUGAGCACUGGAGCCCUUAUUGCAAUCCUGGCAUGCAUUGUAAUAUUGCUAGUGAUAGUAGUCUUGUUUGUGGCUUUGAGGAGACAGAAGAAGGAGCCUCUCAUCGUGUUUGAGGAGGAGGAUGUGCGAGAGAACAUCAUCACCUAUGAUGAUGAGGGUGGAGGUGAGGAGGACACAGAGGCCUUCGACAUUGCGACGUUGCAAAACCCUGAUGGUGCCAAUGGCUUCUUGCCACGCAAAGACAUCAAGCCUGAGAUGCAGUACCCGCUCCGUCCUGGAGUGCGACCUGUGCCCAACAGCGUUGAUGUGGAUGAUUUUAUCAAGACUCGUAUCUCUGACGCAGAUAAUGACCCUACUGCACCCCCUUAUGACUCCAUCCAGAUCUAUGGCUAUGAAGGUCGAGGAUCCAUUGCUGGUUCUCUCAGCUCUCUCGAAUCAGCCACCACAGACUCAGACCUGGACUACGACUACCUCCAGAGCUGGGGCCCGAGAUUCAAGAAGCUUGCUGAUCUCUAUGGCACCAAAGACCCUGCCGAUAACGAUGACUCUUAACGGCUGGAAGGUUCCUUCAGUGCCCCUACAGGAAGCGUAGUCUUAGUUCACUAUAAGUAUACUACUAGUUCAUCUAUUUAUAGUAAACAAUUUUUUUCUCUUAAGUAUACUUGUAGUAUGCUACAUUCUGAUAAGGGGUCUGAAUUUGAACUUUCUAAGGGGAAGCCAAAAUAAGUAAAAAUGAAGAAAAAAAUAACCUCAGUGGGAUGUACUGAUAUGUAACAAACAAAUCUGAGACAUUGUGAUAACAUCAAAGAAAAGUUCAGUAUGUCACUUUUUAAGAUUAUGGUUAAUAUAGGCUCGGCUUUAAUGAAGCUUGCUGUGGGCGGAAUUCAAAUUGCAAAAGGAAAAGGAAUUGUUGAUACUGUGAAGGAGCUCACAAAGGAAAAAUGGUUGCCUUACAUAAAAAGAACAAACAGAAACAGAAAAAAACAGAAAAACAGAAUGAUAUUGAUCGCUUCUGCAGUACUUCCAUCAUGCAUAUGGAGUACCCUUUCAUUCUAAGAGUUUUCUUUCACCUGAAGUUGGAUUAAAAAGAAACUGGGACUAUUCCCAUUUUUUCUUCUUUUUAAAUUCAGAAGACAAAGUUCCCACUCCCACCAAAUAAAUUUUCAAUCACAAUGAACAAGCUGUGAGCUCAAAUAUCGCCUUAAAUAAUGGACUCUUCUGCAGCGCAGUGUAUUUUUUGUAACUUGAAAAAUAUUAUCCUGAAGCAAGCUUAAAUCCAUAUAACGUCUGUACAGUACAAUGUGCAAAUUAUGUCUCUUGAGGAUCAAACUUGCGCCUAUUGAUUCUUGUAAAUCUCCUUUUUUAUUAUAAUAAUUAUUGUUAUUUAGGUUUCUUUAUUUCUUUUUUUUCUCUCCUGGCAUACAUUAUACUCUCACGUAUGCUAGAGAGAAAAAAACAAGUCUGUCCUGUCGCAGUGAAAGACGCCUAAUUUCUAUGUCGAUUUUAUGGUACCUAUUUGUACAAUUUUAAAAGUUCUUAUUUUAGUAUACAUACAGAUAUCAGUAUUUCAACAUGUAAGAAAAUGUUACAACAUCACACUUAUAUUUUAUGAACAUUGUACUGUUGCUUUAAUAUGUGCUUCACUCUAAGAAGCAAAAACUUUUAAAUAAAUGCCCUUUUUAUAAAAAUAAUUUUACCGUGGUGCUAAUAAAUAUGUAGUAACAAGAUGAUUUCAUAUUUUUUUAGGUAUACUACAAAUCAAGUGUUUGUACCGUAUCCAGUGUCCUGUAUUGGUACAGUAUCCUGUAUUGUCCUGAACAAGUUGAAAGGAAUACAAUAAAAUGGCAUUAAUAUA